AUGGCCAUGGUCGUUAAUAUUUCAAUGCAGAGGCAGACAAUAACAAAAAAAGAAACACAAAUAUUACAAGACGACGGCGCUAUUAAGGACACGCCUUUGGAUGGUGAAGACAACAAACACAUACCCCAAGAUGACGAUCUUAAGGCUGAGCCUUUGGAGGGUGAAGGAGAACACGUGGCCGCAUUAACACAGUGGGAUGUAUUUGAAUCAGAAUUCAAAGGUCGUCCCAGGUUGCCAAAUGUUAUUGACAAUGACCUGGAAAUCAUGUCUCACACCAAAACACAGCUAUUAGAAUAUUUCCCAGGGUCCAAUGCGGAUGGGUUGUACCUCACGUGGUCUCUUCAUGUUAAUACUAAAGGCGACUUGCUAAGGGCCAUGGCGAAUGACUUGUUGAUGAUUAUAUGCGGGGACGUCAAACUCAAGGGAAACUUGGGUGAGAAAGGAACCUAUCCGAUCAUGGCCGAGCCCGUCGUCGCCGACAGCGACAUCUCAUUGGCUGAGUGGCUGGAUAAAAUAUCAACAUAUACAAAUAAAGCUAUCAAACUUAAUUUCUACGACACGGAUUCGCUUCAUCCAGCAUUUGAAGUGCUCCAGACGCUGCAGUACCAGAUACACGCCCCUCUAAUCCUGCGAGCUGAUAUUUUAGUCGGACCAAACGGUGAUACUAAUAAAAUGGUGAACGGAGUAAAUUUCAUCAGCGAUGCCAAUGGUCUAUUUCCUAACUCUAUUGUCUCGUUAGGCUGGAGAACUCAUUGGACAACAGACUCAAAAGAGGUGCAAUAUACAUGGGAUAUGGUAAUCGACAUGGCAAAGUACUGUACGAGAUUACAUCAACCAAUCAGUUUCUCUGUUCGAGCCGUUUUCGCCCGGAAAUCUAUUCGUCAGUUGAAAUGGUUGGUUAGUUUAUCCAGUAAGUUCACCAUCACUAUAUUUUCGCCUGAUUAUGAUAUCGUGUCGAUGUCCGAGUUGUCCAUCUUUCGCCGAAGCCUCCCAGUGCACCGAGUUCUUUACGACGUGCCCGUGUCCUUCAUCGCUGCGCUAAGGGAAGUCCAGCCGAAUACUCUGCAAACUCCGGGUGAAAAAAUGGAGAGGAAUUUAUGGCAUCCGCAACCGUUCGACACAAAAUCGUUUGUCUUCCUUGGUGAAGAUAUCAUCGCAUUUACCGGUCCCAAUAGUUGGCUAACUUCUAAAAUGCAAUACCGAGCUGAGCUCGAGACCGGAAAGCAAGUUGAAAUCUCCGGCAUUGUGCAAUUCGCUAUGGCUUCCGAACAAAUAACCACCGACCAAUCCAAACUUGACAUUCACAUCCGCAGUACAGGAGUUGAUCCACCGGAGCCCGAUUCAGUUCUCGGUGUGCGAAUCGAAAUAGUCAGCGACGGUACUCUGCGUGUUUCCUCGCACAAUUUAGCAAAAGCCGGGACGUACAAUCCACAGACUACGGCAACUAUUCCAUCUCACGAAUGUUAUUAUUUUCACAUUGUUGACGCCGGUGAGACAGCACCCAUAACGGUAAAUAUCAAAUGGGCGGACUGCGAAGCAGGAGUGACAACAACCGAGCACAAUGUACAGCUAUCGCUGACAGUGCCUUACGAAGCAACGCAGGAGGAGGAGUUUUAUAUCACAAUCAAUGGUAGUAAUAAUAUUCAUGGCGCGGCCACACUGUUAGAAAAUCUGGUUGUUCGAUAAACCUUUUGUAGAGACACAUAACUGCUUAGUUUUUUAGGCACGUUUAGUGUAAUCAAGACUAAGAGGUAGUUUUUGAGUUUUGAUAUACUGGGUUGUUAUAAUUGUGAAGAGAGCGCCCUCGUAAGCUGUGUCCGAUUAAGGUGCGUCUUUGUUUUCAUUCGUCUUAAUUGAAGAAUUUGCAUAGUCGUAUGUUUAGCUUUAUAUUACUGUAGUAUUGAUGCCUAAGCAGUGUUGGCGACGUGCCAAAAUAUUUAUUUUCAAAAGACUAUUACACGAGGGAAAUAAAUUUGUUUCCGCAAUACCAAUAAUCGGCAAAAUAAAGUGCGCCACAUGCGACAUGAUUUGGAAAUGUUCAACUUUAUAUUGACACCUUCUUGAUAACUGUUAGACUGGCAAAGUCGGGACUUCUUUUUGUUUUACAAAAAUAAUUAAUUGAUUGUCAUUGAUUAUUCAUGAGUUGGUGUGUGAAAGUAAACGUGACCUUUUAAAGGUUGAUUUGAUUCGCGAUCGAUCGCAGAGGCUACUUUAACUUUCUAAGUGCUAUAAUUAAAGC
This is a messenger RNA of Saccoglossus kowalevskii, 2239 nucleotides long. Its product is annotated as menorin-like. NCBI's taxonomy places the organism in Eukaryota, Metazoa, Hemichordata, Enteropneusta, Harrimaniidae. The record is from RefSeq and is a predicted model, not a curated record.